Molecule: messenger RNA, 564 nt
Organism: Mesorhabditis spiculigera
Lineage: Eukaryota; Metazoa; Nematoda; Chromadorea; Rhabditida; Rhabditidae
Source: the annotation of a GenBank genome assembly
AUGUUGCUGUUUUUAGUGGUUUUGCUACCAGUACUUUCCGCUGCGCCAAACGGUGCGAUACCUACCAAUACGGACCUCGGAAAUGGCGUCAGCCCUCAACGAAACGAUCCAGGGCAUAUAGAUGACCCAACAAAACCUAAUUCCGACAUUGGAAAUGGGGUCGCUCCCGGGCACUUUCCGACUCCUAUUGGCUCCGGAAAACCGUCAAUAUUUGUAAAACGGAAUUCGAGACGAGCUUAUGGGAGCUCCAUGAAUAAUAAUUAUUACUAUGAGCCCAGCUAUAGGAAUUACGAUACCAGCGGCUACGGUAGUUACGGUAGCUAUGGCUCCAAUCCCUAUGCCUACCGUGGCUCCGACGGCGCUCGUUAUAACAACUACGGGUAUACAAAUUACGACCAGCUGAAUGACGGUUACUACGAUAUCGGACAUGGCGCUUUUCCUUCAAACCAUCACUACGAUCCGAUAGAUCCGAACGGGGAGCCGCAAAACUACUUCUACAAUCCGUAUAUGAACGGUCAACAACAAAACAAUAAUAUUAAUGAUGAUAUAUUCGGGUGGAGGAGA